ACCAAAAACUCAUACGACUACCGGAAGUCUCCCGCUGCGUUUGUCAGUCACGUGACUCCCUGCAGGUUGUCGCAGCUCUUGGUACCUUGUCGCCGUAAACCCUGCGCGGAGUUCAUUGACGACGACCCGUGAGAGCGGCUGAGAAAAUGUGGAAUGGACCAGGGCAAGGACCAAGGGGAAGACCUCCGUUUAGAGGUAAUCACCGCGAAGAAAUGUUUGGGAGAAGAGAUCAUCCAAUGCCUAAUUUUUGGGGUAGAGAUGGGAUGAAUAUGAGACCCAUGGGCCCAAUGGGUCCUCUGGAUCUACCACCACCGAUGGACAUGAGAAGAUUGGAAGGUCCACCACUGUGGGGACAUGACAUGGAUCCACGCGGUACGCGUGGCAGAGGUCUGGACAGAGAUCAUUUCAGAUCUGGCCCUGGUCCAAAUUUAAAUUUCCGAGGGCAGUUUGAUGGAAACCCCAGAGACAAUUUGAUGAAUUCACAGGGUAUCUCAGGAUUUGGUAGAGGAGGCAGAGAUCCUCCAACAUGGGGGCCAAACAACAGAUGUAUGGACAUGAGGGACAGGGACAUGUUUCGUGAUGUGCCUCGCUUCAAUAAUCCCAACACGGAUGGGAGAAGAGGGUUUCCCGUCGACAGAACAGAGAACAAGAAUGAUUUUCGCGGAAUGCGGCCUCCAAUGGGUAUUGACGGUGACAGUCGUUUUAACAUGGACAUGCCUCCCAAUGAACGGAGGAUGGGGGACAUAGAUAGAAGAGGAGGACCGCCUUUGAAUUCAAGAGGUGGAUUUGAGGCGGAUAUGGACUUCAGAGAUCGCCCUUGUCCACCGCCUGAAUUUCGAGACAGGGAUCGCUCUCCUUUAAGGUUUGGAAAUGAUGCCCCUCCAAUAGACAGGCCGAGCGCUGGCCCACCUGCCAAUGCUAGCGGGCCACAAAGAUCCGACUUCAAGCAUCCCGAAGACCAGCCCAGAAUUAAUAAGGGUCCAGAAUCAAGUGGUAGCCCCCUCAUGGACUAUAGGAGCGGUGAAGAGAUGACUCUUGCAGAGGAAUGGAAGAGCCGACAAAAGGAUAAACCUCCUCUUUCAGAUGAAGGUAUGGAAGGUGGUUCUCAGUCCACCCACCCAGCAGGUUUUAGGAGGGAUGCCACCAGUGGAGGUCCACCAGCAUUUGUUAACAAGGAUAGGCCGCCUAUUAAUUUUCCAGGCAAAGAUGUUUGCUUCCCUCGUGCCGAUCACUUUGUUGAAAUGGAUCGCCCUCCGUUUAGUCGAAACUCUACACAAGAAAGAACUCCACCCUCUGUCGCUCCGGGAAGAGGAAUUGAAAGUAAUCGCUGGCUCGCAAAAAGAAGCACGGAACAGAGUCAGGGUAACUCCACGAUUGGUGAAAAUUUCCAUAAGAACCAGUCAACUCGUGAGACUGUGGAGCCAAAUAAUAGUUUUACAGGACUUGAAGGUAUCACACACCGUGAAGGACAGACUCUGGGUAAGAUGGCAGAAAUGGAGCAUUUUCAAAGCAGAGACCAAGACUACAGAGACAUUGAUUACCGGACAGCUCCUGCAAACAUGUUUGAGUACAAGCAGGAGGAUCUGCAGGGGACACCACUGAUUGAGGAAUCCAAACCAGAGGAGCAUCCGCAAUUCACUGCAUCAGGUUCUAAGGAUCAAGAUUACAGAAGCUCGUCAGUGGAAGGCAAAGUUUCCACAACAGUAUCCAUAACUGGCAUUCCAAAGACUGCGACGAUGGAGCAGAUUCUAGGUGCCAUUACAGUGCCAGGUGGGGUGCCACAACCAGGGAUGAAGAUUAAAAACAUCCCAGGUUACAGCUCUGAUACGGCCUAUGUGGAGUUUUUAAACCUCGAGGAUGCAGUCCGCUUCAUGGAGUCCAACAAGGGUUCCCUCAAGGUUGGCACUAGAACAGUUUCCCUUAGCUACUCUCAUCCAGAUGACAGUCAAAGAAGUGUUAAUGAAUCCCAUCGCACCUUGACUCCACCCGUGGAGUCACAGUUGUCCAGACCCGAUCAGCCAUCAGAAGAAUUUGAGUCCGGCCAAAAUGGGUCGGCGUCUAAAGGCCCCACGAAGCCCCUGCCGUCUACCCAGUGGCAGCGCAACUCUGACCUGACCCCAGAGGCCUGGCAGCAGCAGGUUGACCAGCAGUUUCAGCAGCAGGAAAGUGAGACGCAAGCAGAGUCUUGGGGCAACCAAAACACCCUUCACCACAAUCCCCUUCAGUCCAAAGCAAUCUUUAAGGACAGUAAAACCAUGAUCAUAAAAAAUAUAAAGCCCACCACAACAGUAGAUGCCAUUCUCAAAGCUUUGGAUCCGUUUGCUUAUCUGGAUGAGAGAAAUGUUCGUCUGAUCAAGGCCAAGACCCCUGGAGCAAAGUGCUUCUGCUUUGUUGACAUGGAUUCCCACGAGGAAGUGACUCGCUUGGUGGACCUACUCCUCAACAAACCCAAUCCCCUUUAUAUUGAUGGAGUCAGAGUGUAUGCAGAAGUUGCCAAACCCCUAAAGCACCAGAAUUUACGAAGAGAGCUUGACAAACCAAACAGCUUGACCCCAGGCUAUCAGCCCGCAGGCAGUACAGUGGAGCAGCAGCAAUUCUACCCGCAACCUUUCGUGCAGCCCCCUCCUGGAAUGCAAGCCGGUUUGCCGACUGGUAGCAGUAAUCCGCCUCUGUCAGUAGAUGGCAACAUUAUCCAGGGAGUUGACUACGCCAGUCAAGCCGUGGAUCCGUCCUACCAGUCAACCGGAGCACAUGUGCCUGAUGAUACUGCAGCCACUGCCAAUGAGUCGUUUGAUGCGGAGACGCAAGAUACGUCCAGUUACUUGUACGACGCCACAUCGGGCUUCUACUAUGACCCUGAGACAACCCUGUACUAUGACCCUGCCUCAAGAUACUUCUACAACGCACAGAACCAAGAGUAUUUGUACUGGGACACGACAACAAAGGCAUACGUUCCGGUGCCCGGAGGCAAUCAGGGGCACCAGCCUGUGGUCAUGACGGCCGAAGACCAAGCCAUUCUCUCUAACCCGGCAGCUGACGCUCCUCUGGACAUGAAGAAACCCUCAGCGCCCCCAGUGGCCUCCACCAAACCGCCUGUUUCUGCUGACAACCAGGGAAAUCUGUCUCCUGAGAGGAAAGAUGAUGACGACUCGCCAAGAAGGGAUGACAGACCAAGAAGCCUUGCUGCUGUCAAGAUCAUGAAGGAUAUGGAGCGCUGGGCCAAGAUCCAGAACCGGCAAAAGGAGUGCGUGCGCUCCCCGUCACCUUUCCUGAGAAGUGGCAUGGACGAUGACAGGAAGCAAUCCAAGACGGCUGAUGCGGCCUUUGCAGUGUUUGAGAGGAAGAAUUCAGGCAGUGAGGAUCUCUUCAAGAAGCCUCUUGCUCCACUUAAAAAAGAGGAAAAGUCAAAGCGACUGAUGGGCUCUCUGGGGAUGCUGGCGUCAGACUACGCUGCCGGAAGCGACGAGGAGGUGGAGGAGGACAAGGAGGAGGUAUCACGUCAGAUCAGCAAAGCUCCGCCCAACGUACGAGAAGACAAACUGACGGACUGGAAGAAGAUGGCCUGCUUACUGUGCAGGAGACAGUUCCCCAACAAGGACGCGCUCAUCCGCCACCAGCAGCUGUCCGAUCUGCAUAAACAAAACAUGGAGAUCCACUUGAAGAUCAAGAGGUCUAAGAAAGAGCUGGAGGCACUUGAGAACCAGGAAAAAGAAAAACCAGUUAAGGGUGUGAAUGUCUCCCAAACAUUCCCUACACAGCUGACCACCAGGGAAGUUGUCAGGUCACCAGAACAAAAGCGGAGAAAACAUCAACAGCCGCAGCAGCAUCAUAACAGCUGGGCUGGAGGAUCUAGAGAGAUGAACAAAGUCAGUGAAAGACCCGGUUUGGGCUCAGAACCUCCACCUCCCAGACGCCAGAAGAAAGAGCACGUAGCUUGGGACCACGCCACCUACAAACAAGCAGUGCGGAAGGCCAUGUUUGCGCGCUUCAAGGAACUGGAGUGACUUUAUUCGAAAGCCGAUCACACAUUGUGAACCAAAACAUCACAAAGAUAGUGAUGGAUGGAUGUUGUGCCGGCGAUGUUUCUUAAACUUGUAAAUAUGAAAUCACCCACAGACUCACAGUUAAAGUUUGUUUUAAAGCUUGAACUUUUUUUUUGUAUUAUUUCCUUUCCUCGUUUUUCAUCUGUGGAUGUAGUAUUAUAUAUGCACUGUUUUCUACAUAAAAAAACACAAACAACUCAA
Molecule: messenger RNA, 4244 nt
Organism: Syngnathus typhle (broad-nosed pipefish)
Lineage: Eukaryota; Metazoa; Chordata; Actinopteri; Syngnathiformes; Syngnathidae
Gene: rbm6
Product: RNA binding motif protein 6
Exons: 23
Coding region: 147-4004 (1285 amino acids)
Biological process (GO): mRNA splicing, via spliceosome
Cellular component (GO): nucleus
Molecular function (GO): RNA binding
Source: RefSeq, a predicted model, not a curated record